AUGGCAUACGAAAAUUGUGUAGUUUGCGGGAAAAGAUAAGAUGGUUUAUAUAAGUUGGUGCCUCAUUUUAGAUCAAAUCAUUCUAGCAAAUACAUUCAUAAGAUGUGUCUGCUUUUAUUUCGUUCUGAUUGGAAUCAUCGAGUUGCUGUGAAUGAGGGAUUGUAUUACAAUGACUACAGAAGACAUUGUUCGAUAUGUGAUAAACGAAGUAAGCAACAGGUGGUUAGAUGUGCACACAGGUAUACACUUUAAUUAUGUAAUCCAGUUCUUGUAGAAAUAGAUUUCAUUUGGACUGCUUAAAUAAUCCUGUAAUAUAAGUAAACUCAAAUCCCAGGAAUCAUUAUCCGAGGUUAGAUGUUUAUUGUCCCGAGCAUUCUUUCGAUUUAAUUAGACCCAACAAUUUAGACAAGUGUGUAGAAUCCAUUUUCAAUGACCAUCUAUUAAGUUAGGAAUAAGAACCUGGCUAAAUUUAGAAGAGCAAACACAAAAAAAAGCAUAAGAAGAAGCAUUCUCGAUCUAGGUCCAGAUCUCAUAGGAAAUCACGCAGACGAUCCAGUAGCCAAUGUCGAUUUAGUGAUAGUCGGAGUUCGAAAUCAUCAAAAUCGCAACUCAAAAAUCCUCCUCUCCCAGAAAAAGUCAGUUUGCUAAUUAUCCCUGAAAGCAAGAUCACUGACUGUAUGAUAAGAGAAGUUAAAAGUCUGACCUAAGCUACUAUUUUGGAAAAAGAGGAAUCUUAUAUUGAACCUUUGCCAAUCCCUCAACCUCAACCUCCACCUCCACCUUAACCAAUAAAUUUAUAGAAAGGGGUCGAAAAAUAAAUAAUUUAUCCCCAAAUCCAAAGGCCUUUUGUUGAAGACCCUGAGUUCCCCUAUACUGAGAGGGAAAACAAGAGGGAUCAGUCCAUUUUGAAGUGGUGGGACAAAAUAGAGGAAAUUUACUUUAAAGGGGAAGAGAAACUACAAUACACUAAGAUAGAAGAAUUCAAGAACCCCUUUGAAUGGUCUAAUCAAGGACUGGAUGAGGAAUUGCUGAAUUAUGCUGAUCAGACCAAUAUUGGUAUUCACUCUCAUACUUAUUAUUAUUAUUAGAACCAAUCAUACAGUUGAGAUUUCAAUGUAGAGGAACCAUUAAUGUUUUAAUUCGAACUUCAAAAGCUCAGUAUUAGUACACUAAUUGUAAAAAUCUUUUAGUUUCAUUCGAUAUAGUUUUACCGAGCAUGUAGGCAAAGCAACACCCAAAGGAUUGUUGAGGACCAACAUACAAUUGUAUAGAUAUUUAUAAGAGACAGUUGACAUUCCUACAUAUUCUGAUAAGGAAAUAGUUGGCAAAGAUCUUAUUUAUUUAGAAGGUUGCGAAUUGUCUAAAUAGGAAUAUUAGGAUUGUUUUGAAUUAGAAUAGCAAAUUAAAGAAGUUAAUUCUAAAUUGGAAUCUCAAUUAGACAUUGAAAGUGAUGCAAUCCAACAAUUUGAUAUUGUCUAUCAUAUCUUGAAUAAAGAACUCACCUCUGUUGUUUAAUAAAACAAUCAAUCCAGAGAGUAAAUCAAUUCCAAAAUCAACGACUAAAAUUUCAAAAUACUAAACACUCAACAGCAACUCCUGAUUGACUUGUUAAAGUGGUCAUAAAUAGUCAAAGCCUUCAUCAAUGGAUACAAGGAUAAGAAUGAAGAUGUGCUAAAUUCCUUUUAUCCUUGCCAAUUAACAUUGACCUCCCAAUCCUCUCAAAAAGCUUAGUAAAAGAAGAAGAAAAUCCACUCCAAAGAAAAUACCCAACCUUUAGACACAGACUGCAAAAUCUGUUUUGAUUAUCAUUAUACAGAUAUCAACCCUGUUAUCUAUUGUGGAAAGUGCUCAACAUCAUUUCAUAAGAAUUGCUAUGGUUUGAGUGGACCCCUUGAUGAAGAUGAUGUUAUUUGUGAAGCAUGUAGCUAUGAAUCCUCAAAGUUGUAUUAGUUCAGGAGAGGUAUAUUCAUUAGAUUUAUAAGGUGCGGCAAAAUGUGGAAUAUGCAAAAAAUUAGGAUUGCCCUAAAAGUACAUUAGAAAUCACUUCUAUCAUGUUUCUUGUUUGCUUUUAACUAAUUAAGUCAUUUUAUCAGACGGUGCCUAUGCUGUAAGAUAUAGGAAGAACGAUAUUAAACAAUUUUGUAAAGACAAUGAAUAAAGUACACCUUAAUGUGCUGUUUGCGGAGAUUCUAAAGGUUUAAUUAUCAAUUGAAUUUCAGGAUUUCGUUUUUUGUGUUCUGGAGGUGGAACCAUACCGUGUAAACAUGCCUUCCAUCCCAUCUGCGCUUAUCUGCAUGGUUUGACCAUUGACAUCGAAAGUGAAGAUCUUGAACAGUGUUGCAAAGAAUUACGGUUUGCUUAAUUAAACGUGCAUAUCAAAUGUGUCUUACAUUGCAAUAAAACAUUGUAAGAAUUAGUAUAGUAAACUUACUACAGGUAUUGAUUAGUCAUCAUAUUUUAUAGAAGAUUUGCACUGAAUUAUGAACAGACUGCCAAAUGUGGAGGGGAAGACCUAUUCAUAGAGGAAUUCAAGAAAUCUAAAGGCUAUAGGUAAGAAUUUUAAGAAAACUCUUAAGAUAUCUCUCGCUCAAGUUACCAAUUUCAAGAAAUGACAAUUUAUAAUAAUUUAUUAAUUAAAAUGGUACACCAACCCAACAGAUGUGAG
Paramecium octaurelia is the source of this 2665-nucleotide messenger RNA. The record is from the annotation of a GenBank genome assembly. NCBI's taxonomy places the organism in Eukaryota, Ciliophora, Oligohymenophorea, Peniculida, Parameciidae.